Messenger RNA from Colletotrichum phormii, 3692 nucleotides. RefSeq lists its product as uncharacterized. Gene Ontology annotation, cellular component: nucleus. The record is from RefSeq and is a predicted model, not a curated record. Gene Ontology annotation, biological process: positive regulation of transcription by RNA polymerase II; DNA damage checkpoint signaling. The transcript has a single exon. Gene Ontology annotation, molecular function: histone binding. Lineage: Eukaryota; Fungi; Ascomycota; Sordariomycetes; Glomerellales; Glomerellaceae. Bases 385 to 3471 code for a protein of 1028 amino acids.
AACACGGUUUGUCACGCCCCCACUGACUCGACAAGGAUGUCUCACAUGGAGCUGGGAUGGCACUGACCAGAAUAGCUACCCCAGCACGACCUCGAUCACGAAACUCCGGUACCCGCGUUGUCUGUUGCCGCUGCCGCUCCGGAUGCCGUAGGCCCAGAUUACGGCCCAGACUCCGACGCAAUUCCUGCGAACCUACCCUCGACGAAACUCAACAACGGGAACGAUUCAAACUUCCUCGCGGCAAAUCCAGUGCCUAAUGUCGACGGCGACCCGAUUAACACGAUACCUGACGUAGCCCCCGCACCAUGCACUGCCGACAAACCCGCGAGGAAAGUCAAUGCCCUCCCUAGAGCCUCGGGCCGCGCGCUCUCCACGAAAGUCAAGAUGGACGUCUCGCAGCAAUCUCCCACUCAAGAUAACGACGAUCGGGACUACGAGAACUACUAUGAAGGGCCUUCGUUCGUCGAGACAAGUCCGAUUUCGCCAGAGCAUAGCGCCGAGCAGCACGCGAUCCACGAGGAGGAUUCGGCCGUUGUCGACUUCGGCAACCUGGAUCACCUGAUUCUGGGCGACACUAAGGGCGACGAAGAGCCUUCAUCCUUUCCCGACCAUGCCGCACCUAUACAUACCCGUGGAGCUUGGCGAAAUCGCACUUCCAGCUCUCAACAACAAUCCUCUGUUCAGCGUACCGACGGCCAAUCCCCUCUGUUACCGACUGCCCCUCCGCCGCAGACUCCAGCGCAACGCCAUAACCCUUUUGCUGGGAAGAAACUAGGUGACCCUGCUCUGGCAGGAUCCCAAAUUUUCGGCCAGACACAGUUCUCAUCCGCCGUUAAGCAUUUCAGCCCUACCUCUUCGAGACCAUCGCCGCAGGUUUACGCCCACAACUCCAUCUCACCCAACAUAGCCGAGACGUCACCUCUUAAGAACCGGUACAACGUUACAUCACCCCCUGAUCUGCUUUCCUCCAGUCCCCAAGUUCUGCGAGUAGGAGAUCCGGCGCCUCACGACCUCCAACAUAGCCCGGGCGACUCUGGGCCUCUCGAAGAUGGCAUAAUACCGGAGUCCCCGCAAAUGCCCACGGCCAACACGCGAGGCCUACCAGAACCGAUCGACAUUUAUGAGAACAUGCUGGAAUCCCAGGAGAGAAAAAGAAAGAGUGCUGAGUUCGAGGCCGAAGUCUCAGGAGAAGAAUCCGACGACGUGGCCGCGAAAGUGGAGCGGAGGAAACGUGCCGCAUUGAAAAAGAAGGCGGCUGCCAGGGAUCUGACGACUAUUCCUGUGCAGCGGGUAAGCUCCAAUGGGUCUGUGGAGGUGCCCUCAACGACAAGAAAGUCCAGGAAACCUCCGCCGAGGAGGAUGCGAUACCGUGCUCGACGCGUUGAUGAUGACUCGACUGCAUCUGAAGAUGAGAUCGACGGAUUCACAGUGGCCGAUUCCCAAGGUCACGCAGCCGACCCGCAGACUCGUACCAGAAAGUCGCCCGAGGCUGUGGAAGCAGGAAAUGGCGCAAAACUUGGCCUUGUCUCGAGUAACGAUGCGGUGCCCGACAGCGCCGGAGCAACACAGAAAUCUGCCUCAAAUGGCGUGAUACCUGGCACGGAAAGUUCAGGCAACGGAUCUCGGCCCAAGGACCUCAUACCGGAAACUAGUCCCAACAAUACCCAGUCCCGGCCAGAGGGGAGAGAUGAUAUCCCGCCAGACGUAUUAGUGGAAAUCAAGAAGUCACAACAGGCUGAGGAGCCAAACGCCCCGGUGGCCGAGCCAAAGAACACUGAACCAGAAGCCGAGCUUUUGCCCGAGACUCCUGAGCCCUCCCUCCCUCGGCCCUCUCGCAGAUCGAGCCGCAAAUCCAAGCCAACCCUCAAAGCACAGAUUCUCAAGGGUGCUAAUAGUGCCGCUGUGUCCUCAGAUGCCGCCGGAACCGACGAGGCCGUGCCGCCGACCAAAGUUGAGCCAGAUGCAGGCCGAGCCUCGCAGGAAACCGUCGCUACUGUGGUCGACAAGGCAAUAGCUAUACCGACGGAUGUGAUCCCCGAAGUGACAAAUUCGAUAGUGAACGGAGAACCGCCUAUGCCAUCUUCGCCGCCGCUUCCAAAGGCUGUCAACAGUGUUGGACCUUCAGACACGGUUUCCAAGGACAGUCAUGCCGAACAAGGUCCGGCGACACCCGACGUUCGCGCCAACCCUGCCGCUCCAACUGCUCCUGGCUCAACGACAUCAACACUCAGCGUGCUUACAACUACGCCGGUUCCAUCCUCCAAGAGCCCGACUGCAUCACAAGAAUCGGUGGAACUACCAUCUCUCUCACCAGACAAGUCUAAACGUGGACGCCAGCCUACCAAGGCCUUGCCCAAGCUCGCCACCGGAUCGAGGGUCACCAAGCAAGGUACUCGGAAGCUCCGGAGGGCAACUCGCCUUGAUUCCGCAUCGACAGAUGAGCUGCAUAGAUCACCUUCCGUCAACGGAUUCGAGAACAGUAUCAUCCAAGCUCCAAAGACUACCGCUCGGGGCAGCCGCCUAUCUAUGCUCUCUCACACUUCGAAAGACAAUGCUAGCAAAACUCCUAUUUUUGCCGGCAUGGCGUUUGCGAUAUCUUUCCAAUCGAAAAAGGACGGCGAAAAAGCGGAUCAUUUCGAACAACGAAUGAGCCAAAGCCGCGAAAUGGAGAAAACGAUUCUACAGUGCGGAGGCUUAUUGUUGAGCAAUGGCUUUGACGAGCUCUUCGAGCCCAACGCUCUCGGAAGCACGGCAACCAGUCCAGCCUCAGAAACGAGGGACGAGAACCCACUGACGCUGACCCCAUUUGCGCAGACCAUUGGUUUCACUGCCUUGAUCGCCGACGGACACUCUCGCAAAGUCAAGUACAUGCAGGCCCUCGCACUUGGGUUGCCGUGCAUUUCAGAUCGUUGGAUUGCUACUUGCGUGUCAAAAGGUGCCGUGGUCGAUUGGCUCCCCUACCUGCUCUGCGCUGGUCAAUCCACCUUCCUCCGUGAUGCCAUCAGAUCGCGAUACCUAGCGCCCUACUCAGCCUCCGAAGCCCGACUUUCCGAUGUCGUGGAACGAAGACCAAAGAUGUUAGAAGGCAGUCAGAUUCUUCUUGUGAUGAAGAAGUCGAGGGCCGAGGAGAAGAAGAUGCCGUACGUGUUCUUAGCCCACGUCUUGGGUGCCACACUUUCACGGGCAUACAGUGUCGAUGAAGCAAAGGAGACUCUCCGGCAGCGAGAACUGCUCGAAGACCCAUUCGACUGGGUCUAUGUUGAUGAACAUACCGGAUCAGAGGAGGAAUUAUUCAGUACUGUUGUUCCAGCGUCGAAGCCUUCGAAGGCAUCGAAGAAACGAAAGAGGGCUGCGCCGGCGACGGAUGACGCUCCUCGGCCGCCAAAGAGAAUCAGGACUUUGAGCAAUGAGCUUGUCAUACAGAGCUUGAUUCUAGGACGGAUGAUUGAAGAGGGUGAAAUGGAGGUCUGACUCACAUGAGUGACCUGAAAUGUAUAACUAUGUGAGAUCUGGGACGGAAAAAAGGACGAAAGGAGUUGGUAGAGGGCACUUUUACGGCGUUUGAGCAUGGAACGGAAAUGUUAUGGAGAUGAUACCUAUAGGCGGGAGGCAAGCCUUGAUGUGCUUUUGGUCAGCGACCAAUACCACCACAGUUAUUCGAGAUGAAUCAACACAAUUGAAGCCAUGAGACA